Molecule: messenger RNA, 1707 nt
Organism: Exaiptasia diaphana
Lineage: Eukaryota; Metazoa; Cnidaria; Anthozoa; Actiniaria; Aiptasiidae
Product: nuclear nucleic acid-binding protein C1D
Exons: 7
Coding region: 342-854 (170 amino acids)
Biological process (GO): maturation of 5.8S rRNA; regulation of gene expression
Cellular component (GO): exosome (RNase complex); nucleolus
Molecular function (GO): DNA binding; RNA binding
Source: RefSeq, a predicted model, not a curated record
ACUCAAUAGGUCAGACUGACUAAUGACUGUAAACCAAUCCGAUUCAACAUCUGUAUCCUAUGGAAUCAUAAUGAUUAUAAAAAUCUGGCGUGAAAUAGUUUUAUAUACAGAAUGAGAUUAUUCAUGCUACUUGAAAAACGAAACUGAAAGAAAAAAAAAGGAAGAAAGAAGAAGAUCAUUGAUGAUAGUCAAAGAAAGUGAAAUGAAUGCUUAUAUCUGUCAAAAAUGGAGACAAUUAUAAGUAUUGUUAAACCUGGAAAAUGCAACAAAACUCUUGUCUUCGAACACUACAAAUGAAUAGCUAAUCUUUUUGUGGGCUCCCUGUGUYGUUUAUUUCCAAGAUGGCGUCCGUMGAAGCAGAUCCAGAUCUACCAAAAGAAGUCUUACAAUCUCUUGAAUCUUUCCAUGAAGCAUUAGGGAAGGUGGAUGACGCAUUUAAACCUUUAUUAGAGACAUCAGUGGAAGAUAUAAAGGACCAGCUUGAUCCUAUAGAAUGUGCUAAACUGGAUCUAGUAGUGGCAUAUGCUAUUAAUUCUAUGUUCUGGAUGUUUCUUAUAACUCAAGGUAUCGACCCAAAGAACCAUCCUGUCCGUCAAGAACUGGAUAGAAUAAAGAAAUACAUGGGAAAAGUAAAGGAUGCAAAGGAAAAGAAACAAGCAUCAAUGAGAAUCGACCAAGGAGCUGCUAAAAGAUUUGUGAAAAGUGCUUUGUGGCAACCAAACUCAGAAGAUAAAAAAGAAUGCAAAGACAAGACACAAGAAACAAAUGUGACAACAGAAGAAAAACCAAAGGUAGAAAAGAGGAAAAGUGAAGGAAGAGCAUCAAAUGACAAGAGAAAGAAGAAAAAGAAAUGAAAGAACUCAAAUCUUUUAACUUAUUUGAUUUGACAAAGUGUAAAUUUAUUGGAAAUAUUAUAGUCACUUUAUAGCUUCACCCCUUUUUUCUAUACAGUAAAUCUAAGAUUCUAGUUUUUAGUUUGUAAUAGGCACAACUGCAGGGACCGUGGAGCGGGAAUUUGUUUGGUGGGGCAAGUGAACUGCCAAAGGAAGAGGGUACAGGGGGGUUUGGGGAUAUUCCCCCAGCAAAAUUUUGAAAUCUUUUAGAUCUCUUUACCAGCGUUUUGAGCCGUUAUCCAAGUCAUAUUUCUGACCGCUUAAACCACACACACGGUCACAUGAURUUCAAUAAAAUCCCAAAGACUUCGUAAAAAGCUUCAAUUUUAAUUUUUCAUGCUCUGUUUUUACACAGUCUUUAUAGAAUGAAAAGUGAAAUUUCAAAAGGAGGCUCUUUACUUCUUUAUUUAAGAAAAUUCAAAAUGGCGGGAAAAUUAUUGGGGGGGCUGUAGCCCCCAAGCCCCCCUGCUCCGCGGUCCCUGAACUGGCUAAAUGAUGAUGGGCCUAAGGCCCGAAAGCUUGGUAAUAAAAUAACUUAUUGGUUGAUGAAACAAGAUCAAUGUUAUGGCUAAAUCUAGUUUAUGUGCAUGUCUGCCAAUGAAUUAAUAUCAUCUUGGAAAAGUUUCAUUUCAAACAAAAAGUUUUUUAAACAGAUUUUGAGCCAUGCAGCAGUUGCUGUGAAUUAUUAUAUUCAGUGCAGUUCAACUUUGUUUGAGUUAAUUGUCUUCAUUGCAAUGGCAAAAUUUGUUCCUCAUUGUACAAACAUUUACAUGUAAAUAGAAUUAUAAUAGGAUAAUAAAAUACAUUCAUUGAA